Molecule: messenger RNA, 6139 nt
Organism: Astrephomene gubernaculifera
Lineage: Eukaryota; Viridiplantae; Chlorophyta; Chlorophyceae; Chlamydomonadales; Astrephomenaceae
Source: the annotation of a GenBank genome assembly
GGUCAUCUUAAACGGGUAUAGUAUAUAUUGCUGCUGGCAAUUCCAACGCCGCGGCUGUCGCGUUCGAGCAACGGUGUCAGAAACCGACCUGCGCCAUCCAGGAAGUUGCUUCGUAGCAAAACCUGUAUUUUUAUUGCAUAAGGUCACCUCAAUUGACAUACAGCAAGGGCAGCUGCCUCUAGAGCUUCACUUUUGGACAUUGGAGUGCGACCUUCUGGUAAACUUGGCGUAGGAAAGCUGUUUUCUGCAUCUGAGCCUUGUAAGCUUACAAACAUUAGACUAUGACAACAACACGCCGUGCGAGCGCGGCUGCUGCAGCAGUUUCAGCGGAGUCAGCUGGAACGAGGCGCACAUCAUCUCGUGUCGCCGCUCGCAAAGCCGAUAAGCCCUCAAAGGCUACUCCCUCAGCGAAUGCUAAGGCGGAAGCUGUUCCGCAAGCUGAGGUGGCCGCCCCUUCAGCAAAGGGAGGCAAGCGCUCGCGGGUCAAGGAGCCCCAACCUGCAGCCAUCACCAAGGAGGAUGACAAAACCCAACAGCAAGCUGCUAAACGACAACGCGGCCGAGGUCGUAAAUCAGCUGCAACCGAGCCAUCACCUCAGAACGGCGCUCCUGCCGAAGCACCAGAGCAGCCUACUCCAGAGCCCGAGGAGCGGCCCCUUAAGCGCUCCAGGAGGGUCGGUCGCCCCUCGAAGGUCGACACUCUUGCUGCUAAAGCUGCUGCUGCUGCGGCUAGUCCGUCUGCCUGCGCCGCAGCUCCCUGCACCCAAGGCAACAAGGCGACGACUGCCGCCGCUAACGAGACUGCGGCACCUUCUGGAGAACAGGCGGCCGACGCUGCACACCAGCUACAGCUGCAGGAUUCCUCCACGCAGCCAUGCGAGGAAGCGCCUAAGCCGCAGCCACAAGCGCAGCCCACGGUCCAGCCCCAGCCGGCUCCCCCGGUAAUCCCGAGCCAGCCGCAGCUGCCGGCACUUUCUCCGCGCCGCAGCCCACCGGCCUCACCCCGUAGGGUACUUGUCGCCACCGCAGCAGCAGCUGCCCCUGCAUCUCCCAAGGCACCCGUCCCGGCCCCGCAACCAGUUAUUGCUGCACCGCCUGUGGCAGCGCCUCCCGCAGUGGCACCCUCUGCCCAACCCAAAGUCCCCCUCACCGACGCGGAGAUCUCACAACUUCGCAAGCUGCUGAUGCCUGGCGCCCUGGCGGGCACCUUGAUGGGGUGCGCAGCAACAGCCGCUGCUGACUCCACCACUGCGGCUGCCGGACCGUCGGGGGUUGACGGCCAGGCAUCCGCGGAUGUGGGCGGCGCUACUGAGCCGGCUGGGCGCGGAGGGCAGUUCAAGGAGCUGUACGGAAUGGUUUCGGAGUGCUGCUCGUCAGGACGCGGCAAUUCGGUGUACAUUAGCGGCCUACCAGGCACCGGCAAGACGUACACCGUGUCGCGCCUGCUCGCCUCCCUGCCUGGCCUCGCUGCCGCGCACAAGGGCGUCUCCUUCUGCUGCGCCACUCUCAACUGCAUGGCGCUGGACGACCCCGCUCAGCUGUACGGCAGGCUGCAGCACGAGCUGCUGCGCACACCCGGCUCGACCCCGGCCACAGACGCUGCCACAGCGUACGACAACCUUCUUGCCACCCUCCGCAAGAUCUGUGUCGUACAACCGAGCGGCGGAUCCAGCAAGGGCGCCGGCAAGGCCAAGGGCACGAAGCGCGGCCGCGGCGCCGCCGCCGGCUCGAGCGCGGCUGGAAGCGACGAGGCCCUGGGUCGGCGGGUGGUGGUGGUGGUUCUAGAUGAGGUGGACCGGCUGCUUCGGCGGAAGGAGGGCGGGGAGGACCUGGCGAGGCUCUUUCAGCUGCCGACGGCGCCGGGUGUGUCGCUGGUGCUGCUGGCGGUGGCCAACAGUCUGGACCUGACAGAGCGCAUGAUGCCGCUGCUGCGAGCCAGGGGGCUGGCGCCGCGCCACCUGGUCUUCACCGCCUACAGCCGCCCGCAGGUCCUCGCCAUCCUGGCAGCGCAGCUGAGCGCCCACCCUCGCGGGCGCCGCUGCUUCGACGAUGCAGCACUGGACAUGAUUGCCAAGAGCGUCAGCAGCAGCAGCGGGGACCUACGCCAUGCGCUCAAGGCCUGCCGCACUGCUCUGGACGUGGUGUUGGACCACAACCGCUCCCAGCCAGCCGCCGCGCGUGCCUCUGUCGGAAUCCGCGAGGUGCACGCCGCUCUGCAGCGCAUGAACAGCCAGGGCAACGGCCAGUCGGCCAUGGUGGCCAAAAUCAAGGGCUUGCCGCCCCAGCAGCAGCUCGUGCUGCUGGCCCUCGCAACCGCCGUGGGCUCCCGCGCAGCCGCCGCUGGUGCCGACGCCGCCGUCGUGCCGGGAAGCGGAUUUCAACCCAACGGCGCGCUGUUCACCGGCGCGCGACCCAAAUUCGCCGACUCGGUGGCUUUCCGGGAAAUUGGCAACCAGAUUGCCGCCGCGCCCAUCAACAACCCCGGCGCCUGCUUUGACGGCCCUACACCCAGCAAGGCCGGCAAGCCUGGUGCUGCACCCGCUAAUACCCCGACCGUCAGUCGCGUGCGUGGCAUCACAGGGCCUGGAGCCGGCGGCGGCGCCGCUGGCACCCCUGGUAGCUGCGCCCGCGCGCCGCCUUCCCGCACCCCCGCCAGCAUCCUGGCUGGUGACGCGGGCCUUGCGCUCAGCCUGGCUGACGUGUACUCUGCCUACUGCGGCCUGUGCCGCCAGCUGGACAUCCCCGCCAUGAGCGAGUCGGCCUUCCGUACGGAUGCCCUCAUGGGGCUGGACUGCGACGGUUUGCUGCGCCUGACGGAGGGGCGCACUCCGGCGGCCACGCGGCUGAGCCUGCGGGUCAUGGUCCGGGACGUGCAGACAGCGCUUGCGGACAAUGUAAUGUUCAAGAGGCUCAUGGGGGCCAAGGCGCCGGCGACGGGGGUAGCUGCAGGCGCGGCUACUGGGGCUGUGCGCGCGUAAGAUGGGAGGAGCGUGGGUGGAAUGCGAGUGGUUUGGCGUUUGAGGAUAGGUGGAUGAGGUCGAGGUUUGGGAAGGAUUUUGGUGGUAUAAUAGCUAUUGACAGACCAUUUGUCUGUGUUGGAUGUUGGACGCGUGGAUGAAGAAUAGCGGUUGCGUGGUAUGGUUUGACGCAGUGUACACCGCAGGAUUUUGCUGGGGACUUAAGGACUGGUGGUGGUAGAAGGUCUUGUGUAGUAAGGCUGGGUAUGCCUCGUGGCGCGGUAGGGAGAGGCCUGUAGCUCGGAUUGUGUCGCCCAUGCCGGCAUGCUGUAUAGGUGCGGCGGUUUGUGUCCCCGGUGUGCUGUUAGCCGCAGCGUUGGAAACCACGCUUGGUUGGUCGUGCCCACAGUGCAUGUGUCCUCUUCUAGCCUCUUACCAAGCACAUAAUGCGCUUGGAAUAAUGCUUAUCUGUUGGAUUUAUUGUAGUGGGCCAAUGCCACUUAGAACCCUUUCUGGGUUGUUGACAUUUAGCUGGGGCUGGACAAUCAUGCUGUGCUUAAAGCUGCAUGCUACUUUUCCUGCUCAAUUCUCACUCACCUAUCUUAGCGUUAGUUAAUGCCUAUAUUGCGUAUCUAAGCUUUUGGAAAACACAUGUAACAGUUCCACGGCUGACUGAUACGAACCCCAUGUCAGACAUGCGGUCUCCGCUGGGUCAAUUGUGUACCCAACCACGACGCUCAAUGGUUAAUCGCUAGUAUACCGACAUCGUUUGAUUGUGAGUCGUUACCUCUUCUUAUGUGUGUCUUUGCCUGUUCCUAAUCAUCCUUCGCUUUCACAGGUGUGGCAAUUUGCAACCAUCCUUCUUUACCUAAAUGUAAUGCGCAUCUGUAAGACAUAAUAUAGUAACAUUUCUUCAAGGAACAUCGUUUGUAAGGGCUGUGGCCAGGGCAUCCUCAACCGCGGUUGGAGCUUCAGCGAAGCUAAGCUGGAGGGCGCUGGAGAACACGUCUACGUUUGGCCAUCGUACCUUGCUGCUAUAGCAAGCGGCCAUAGCAACAGCCAGGAUGCUUACGCUAUGACUCGGGUUUGCCAAUAACACGACGAUAAGGUCUGCUAGGUGGUACCUGGUCACCUCCAUCUUCCCGCGCCGUGGUGGCGUGGCCGCUGCCAUCCAUGCCCGAUGCUUCAUCCAGCCCUAGUUCAGGGGGGCAACGGCCGCAUGCGUAUCGGCGCUUGCGAUCAGAAGAUUGCAAACCGCUUAUACCGCUACUGGGGCUCCUCCUCGCGCCAUUGCUUUUACCAGCUUUUGGGCCCCGGGCAUCCUUCUUGGCGGCUGCAAGCUCCUCACAGCAGCUCAAUUCUCAGUCCUUGCGAAAUCUUGCAGCUAGAGACAGCGUAGCUGCUGCUUCAACCAGCAGCAGCAGCCUCAACGAUGGCAUGGACAGCAGCAGCAGCAACACCCCUAGCUACGAGCUACCAGCGACUCCAGCGGAGCUCAUGCACUGCAUCAACAGCCACCAGUCAAACCUUAGUCAAACCGGUACGACAUGGCAACACGCCACGUCAGAUAAAAUCUUCCCGCACUUCAGAGUGGUGGGCAUGUGGUGGUCCUCCAAGCCCGCCGACGUGCCGCUCACGAUCACCACUCAGCUUUCAUGGAACCGUAAGUGGCAACUGAAGGCCAUGUGCCGCAGCUGGGGCGGCCCCAUUGCCGCCGUACUGCACAUGCCCGUACUGCUGCCACGUCUGACGCGGCGGCCGGACGCUACGCUCGAGGAUCUGGCCAAUGCGACGCUGCUGCAGCGAGCAAUUGACACGGUUGCCGCCUUCCAUGCACGCAUCGACAGCACUCAGCCCUGCAAGAUGGACCUCAUGCUGCUCGCGGAGCCGUACCUGGAUGGGAAAUCGCUGGUGCUCUACCCAGUCAACAUUAUGCGCAACUACGCGCGUCUCAUGGCCCGCACGCCCCUUAUUGGCGUGGUUGACGUGGACCUCCUCGUCUCCUCCUCGCUCAGGCAACAGAUGCUGCAGCCAGCGGCGGCAGCGCGAUACGUCUCGGAAGCAGAGGCGGCGGCGACAGUGCUGGCGGGUGAAGCUCGCCGCCGCGGCGCCGCCGCCGCCAGCGGAAUGUCGCGUGUCAGCGGUGUGGAGCAGCUGGCGGCGGCGCUGAACGUGAACGGUACGGCACCAGGGCCACAGGAGUGGAUGUUGCGCAACGGGUUGCAGGAGCUGCUGGAGGCUCAAGAGGCCCAGGAGCUGGCAGCACGGGAGGCGGCGGAGGCGGCGGAGGCGGCGGCGGCGGCGGCCGGGGGUGGCAUGGGUAAUGGAUCGCAGCGGCAAUCACAGAGAGGACGAAGGUGGAGGAAGUUAAUGGGGCAACAACAGGGACAGCAGCAGCAAGGGCUGCGUCGACUGAGUGGAGAGGGUAGUCAGAGCGCGGGCGGGAGUAGCGGUUCUGCUGCUGUUGCAGCUGCUGCAGGACUGAAGCGACGGGUUGCUUACGUGCUGCCUGCGUUCGUGACUCGGGGAGGCAGUGUUGACGCUCAGAUCGCCCGGGCCGACCUGCUAGUGGAGCUGCCCAAGCAGCAGCUAAGCGAGUACUGGGCGCGACAGCAGAUCAUGCGCUUCGACCCAGCCUCCAGCGGCCAUAAGAACACCGACUAUGGCGCAUGGUUUAAUGCUACAGCUCCGUACACCGUACAAUGGUCGGAUCGCUACGAACCGUGGGUCUUUGUGGACCGCCUAAGUUCCUCGUGGGCUGACUGGCGCUUCCGAGGGUACGGCAAGAACAAGAUUGUGCAUAUUCGUACUCUUGCGUACGAGGGGUACGACAUGGUGGUUCAUCCGGAGGCGUUUCUGGUGCACCGGCCGCAUCUGGAGAGCAACAGCUUGAAGGCGCAUUUGAGGGGGUCGUACGGCAAGACUCUGGGGCACGGAUUCAACAUGUACGGCCAUAACCUGCAGCUGUACCAUACGGUUGCCAGCGAAAUGGCGUACGGCAACUACACGGUCGCUGUGGACCCCGCUACGGAAGCCUGUCGUACCGAGCUGAGCUGGUGGCGCACCAGUACGACAACCUGAUAGCGCUUUCAUGGUUGAAAUAGUGUGUGGGUUGACUGAGGCGCAGUUGUGGGGGGAUGCCCAGCGUUCACCAACUACUUGUAAGGGUGCAUAGGUUGUCA